This is a messenger RNA of Asterias rubens (European starfish), 5389 nucleotides long. RefSeq lists its product as uncharacterized. The transcript has 6 exons. Lineage: Eukaryota; Metazoa; Echinodermata; Asteroidea; Forcipulatida; Asteriidae. The record is from RefSeq and is a predicted model, not a curated record. The coding region runs from base 77 to 796 and encodes 239 amino acids.
CAUAGAUGGUGGUUUGGUAGGCUCUGUGGUCACAAUAUAUCUGAUUCAACCAGAACCACGACACUCCAGCAGUGAUAUGAACCUUGCAGCUUUUGGGAUAUUUUCCAUUGUUGUGGCAUGCCACUUACCGGCCCUGCCCUCCGCAGCCCCAGUCAGGGACAAAAUUCCUACAGAUCAACAAAAACUGACAAAGCGGGAGAAAAUUCAAGAAGAGAACAACAUGAUCUGCCAGAAAAGUAAGAAUUCUACAGACUAUUUCUUUGAACCAGUUCAGGAAGUUUGUCUUUCCUGUAGAGUCUGUGUGGGCAGUAAGGACCAGUACUGUGAAGUAUGCAACAAGCCUACAACCACUGUACCCAGCUUGGUAGAGACCCCCUCUUCCCCAAAUGACUCCUCAGUCACCUUUUGGGAAAGCACUACUAAACACCUGCAGACCCCUGAAACGGAGAGUGCGAAAACAGGUGGAAAGACAACUCCUGAUGAGGCAUCAAGUUCUAACAAAGAAUAUGUGUUGAUUGCGAUACUGUCUUUUUGUUUCCUGUUUGGACCUUUUGUUGUUUUCUGUUUGUUCAAACGAUACAAGGGAGUAGCUAACACACCACCUGCUGUGAUACCACGGACCAUUCCAAGCACCCAAGAGGAAGAAGAGGCGUUCCUACGUGGUAUCAAUGAUACUGAGUCCAGUCUAAGAAAACCCCACCAAGAUACAGAACCUGUGCCAUCAUGUCACCCCAUGCGUCCAAACUCCUUUUCAAGCUCCAGUGAUGAAGAUUCCAUUAGAGAAACCAUGGUGUAGAUCGGUCAGUCAUUAUCAAAGAUUAGAUUGUGUUGUAUUGUAUGUUAUUUUAAAGACUGGAAUUAGCCCUUUACGACUACUACAAAAAUUGUGAGGACUACCUGUUUGGUGAACCAAUUGUAUCGGUCACAACUAUUCACGACAAAAUCGUUUAAUCAGUGACACAAUCCUUCAAUCCUUUCAGCUUGAAUCAAGCAACACAAUCGAUUCAUCAAUCAGUCAAUAAUAAUAACUAGUUCUUAUAUAGCCCAUUAUACAAUAACCAUAUCAAUGUGCUUUACAUUAGUGCCCUGGUCAUUGGGCCAAUACCACUCAAUCUUUCUCAAAUCCCUGGGAGUUUACAGCCCCGGGUCGCAAUACAUCGACCACCGCAGCUACCCAUUUAUAUAUCUUUUAAAGAAAAGCAAAGCAUCUCGCUAAAGGAUACAAGUGCCAUGAUAGGGAAUAAAACCACCUCUGACACUCUGAUAUCUAAACAACCAGAACUUGAAUUCAAUGCUCUAAACCACUAGGCCAUGACACCCUAUAAAUACAACAAUUCAACAGUGCAGACAUUGACCAUUGAUGUCAAUGAUAUAACCAACAAUCGCCCACCAUGUUUCACAUUUCCAACAUUACAUAGAGUGCCAGACACCAAUAUUGUACAUUGGGCGCUGCAUGAUCUUUUAUCUGCAUGUCUGUAAAAUUACCUUUGUCGUGUGGAACACAUUAGCCUACCAGACAGCCGACUGCUGUGGUUAUUGUGGUCAAAAUUUCACAGUUAUAAAAACAAACGACUGCUUGACUGUGACAUUGCGAAAUAAUAAAUCAACACAUAUUAAACCAAAGAAUAGUUCAAUGGCUGGCAGGCAGGGUAACAAGUUUUUAUCUUCCAGUGCAAGUUUUUUUUUUUUUUUUACUUUUUUGUAUUGCGAAAUAUGAACAGAAAGAUACCAGCCCAAACAACUUUGUUUGCGGUAACAAAUUUUUGUUUUCGCUGGGCCUAGCUUUUGGUUGAAAUUCUGAGAACUGCCAUUUUUACUUCUAGUUGUUUUCCUUUUUUUAUUAUCUUCCUUAUAUUUCAAAAAAUCCAGGACAUGUUGUUCCAAGAUUCCUUUUUUUAAAUUUGUUUUUAUAUAUAAGCUUUGAUGAACAAAAUUUCUUCCAGUUUCUUUUUUACUUCUGAUUGUUGGUCCUCAGUGUUGGUUGACAACGAAAAUACGUUUUUCACUUAGUUAGAUAAGCUUAUUUUAACCUGUAGGUUAUUUUAAGUGUAAGUUUUUUUUGUACUUUUUUACUUUUGUAAGUGGUAUAAGGACCCCCAAAAAUAUGUCUAGCACAUCAUAGCAUUACCCAGUGGGGUGUCUAGAUGUCUGUUUUAUCUGUCGUUUACAUGUAAAUGUAUUGUAAGUGUCCAAUUUGCACACCCAGUUUUUUAAUUUCUAGCCUAUUUAAACACCCUACAACAAAUCCUGCACCAGCAAUAAUCAUAAUCAUUGAGGAAGACAGCAAUUAUAAGUACUUCACUAAUUACAUAAAAACACUUACUGUUUCGUUGUCACUAUUAAUGACAGUAAGUCGUUUUUAUAGUACUGUUUUAGUUCAAGUUCAUGGUGAGAUUUAAUAAGGUCAUAACAAUUGUUCGUUGUCCUCACCACUUUAACUCCUAUUGGUUCAUAGCCACUAAUUGUUUCCGAAAUAGAAACUUUAAUUUGCUAUUGUUUGAGCGCUUUUUCUGGAUCCCUUCCCUUAAUCCUUUGCUCCUCUUGUUUCUUUUAAAUGGGUAUGUAUUUGUUUGUAUUUGUAUUUGCUUCUGAAGCAGGUUCGAUUUGUAUCGAGACCAUCUACACUCAUUUAAUAAUGUCAUAUAAUAAUAUAAUAUGAGUGGACAGGAAAAUGUCAUAAUAGAACUUUUAGGGGUAGAUUACACAGCAAGACAGUUUUCUAAAGAACACACUCUACAUGGAAUAGAUACAAACAUGGUGUUACCGCAAACCAUUAUUGACCUCACCAUGCAAUGCCUCAAAUCCUAUUUAAACCCCAAAACACGAGAUCCACCAAAGUUCACUCACCAGUUUGGGGCCUUUUCAUUACACAUGGUUGGUCAACAGAUAUUGUAAUUGUUUUGGUUUCGAUAGAGUAUGAACUUUUUAAUAUGAAUUUUAACUGAAAUUUAUUUCUCUUCAUGAAGAAAAAAUGUUACCUCUAAAAUGACUUAAGUAAACUAGUAAACAUAAUGUUAGAUUGUAUUUUUUAACUAUAAAAUGUCCAAUUAAGAUCUACCUUCUCAGAGAGGGAGAUACAAAACUACCUCUCAACGAGGGAGAAAAUAGAAAAAAGAAAAAAACAACUCAUCGAGGGAGAUAAAGUCUACCCCUAAACGAGGGAGAUAAAAACUACCCUAAAAGAGGGAGGCACAAAGUUUUGUGUGGACACAAAACUACCCCUCAACGAGGGCGAUGUAAAACUACCCCUCAACGAGGGAGAGAAAAAAAAACGAGGGAGUAAAAACAAACAACCUCAGGGAGGGAGAUUAAAAAUUAAAAAAAAAUCUCAAAGAGAGAGAUAUAAAAGAAUUGCCCUCAAACAGGGAGAAACAAAACUACACCUCAACGAGGUAGAUAAAAACAAAUAACCUCAAAGAGGGAGAUAAAAGUAAAAAAAAAUCUCAAAGAGAGAGGUAUAAAAGAAUUGAGAGAGAUAUAGGGAGAAACAAAACUACACCUCAACGAGGGAGAUAAAAACAAAUAACCUCAAAGAGGGAGAUUAAAAAAAAAAAAUCUCGAAGAGAGAGAUAUAAAAAAAUUGCCCUCAAACAGGGAGAAACAAAACUACACCUCAACGAGGGAGAGAAAAAAAAAAAAAAAAAAAAAAAAAAAAAACUCAACGAGGGAGAUAAAAACAAAUAACCUCACAGAGGGAGAUUAAAAAAAAAAAAAUCUCGAAGAGAGAUAUACAAAAAAUUGCCCUCAAACAGGGAGAAACAAAUCUACCCCUCAACGAGGGAGAGAAAAAAAAAAAAAAAAAAAAAAACUCAACGAGGGAGAUAAAAACAAAUAACCUCAAAGAGGGAGAUUAAAAAAAAAAGAAAUCUCGAAGAGAGAGAUAUAAAAGAAUUGCCCUCAAACAGGGAGAAACAAAACUACCCCUCAAAGAGGGAGACAUUAAACUGCCCCUCAAAGAGGGAGCUGUACAAGUAAGUCUCGUAUGGAGUAUCAAAAGUUGUCGAUAUUCCAUAGUCUCUUGUAAAUAAAGAAGAAAAGGGAGUAAAAGAGAAAGAAAAAUAAAAUCCGCGAGGAAAACAAAGAAGAAAGAAAGUAUACUAUACAUGUAGUUUUAUGUAAAAUAUUGUAGCUAUAUUGUUAGUAGUUUUAAAUGUGUAUAUAUGCUGCUGUUGUACAGCUACUAUUCUUUUGUCGCGUCACAGUGGGUUUUGCCAACCUCAUGCGGCCUAAGGCCUUCAUUGCAGAAAAGCCAAACAGUUAUGAUUCAAUAGUGGUUUCAAAUUGCACAUAAACACAAAUAUGGCGUUUACACCACUAACACAAAAUGUUUCAACAUUAAAUUCUUUAGAAGGGGGGGGGGGACAGAGCUGUCACAAGGCAACUGUAUGUAUUAUAAGAUACCCCGCAAAGCACACCAUUCAAAAAGAAAAGUAACUUUAUGCCAGCUUUGUUAUAAAAAAAGUAUUUUAAAAUAGUUUUCGCAUAUCUUAGUGUGUCUUAAAAGCUGCCAAUACUUUUUACUUACGAAAGCUGCUGUACUUCUAACCAAUAUGUUUUAUUGUCGUUAAUUUUAAGAGUAAUUACCAAACGUAUACUUUCCCUUUAACUUCAGCUUGUAUGCUGUGAUUGUUCUUAGUAUAUAGCUUAUAUCAGAUAUUACUUAUUCAAGCUUGUAUAAGCAAUUUGUCAUAGAAUAUACAUCUUGGUCUCUCAACUAGACUAGUAACUUUCCAGGACAAAUUAGGAAUUCGUAAUUGGGCAUUGUAAAGAGUCUUAAGUCGUAUCCGAAUCGGCAGCUUUGGCUACAGCUAUGGCUGUCGCUGAGGACGUCUUUCACUCUAUCGCAUGGCAUCAUGGCGAUCCAGCCGUAGCUUACUGUAGCUAUCAAUUUGGACACGGCGUUAUAACAUCAUGCUCCGAGUGCCCGACUAAUGAUUUCAUAAUUAUAGGUGGGCCAUUCCCCCAAGUUGAGACACAUUGUGAUUUGUGUGCAAUAUUAUGAAAACAAAUCAUUUAUUUGGCCCAUUUACUUCACGUUACAUUCUCCUUUAAGUGUGAAAAUGUUUGAUGAAAUAUUAAUGGUUUAUUUUUUUUGAAAAAUGUGUGACUUGGAUGUUACAUCCAGUUGUUUUUGUUCUUCAAAUUGUUGGACACAUCAUUGUGCAAACUCACUUCUUGCACUAAUUACAAGGAACAAAUUGUACCAGGCAAAACCGUUUUUGAUGCACACGUCAUACAAAUAUCACAAAGUGUUUUCCAACUUGGUUGAAUGACCAAUCAUAGACUUUUGAUUUUCUUCAUUUCCGUUUGGGCGUUAACCUGUUUAUUGCAGCUCGGGUCAGCUUAGGCCUAUUUAUACUCCCGCGUUUGUUGUGAUGAUGCAAUGUAA